GCAAGUAGGAAGCUCCUGGGAGCAGCUCCAAAGCAGAGGGCAGGGCAGGAGCAGCACAGCGGGCGGGAGCAGGGGAAGGGCCACCUGAACUGCUCCUGGGCAGUUGCCAAGCCACAUACCUUACAGGGAAUUUAGGGGAGCUGAUGGGGGAGACUGCUGGCCCCCCCUGGUUCUAAUCUCCAUGAGGAAGGGCUGCUCUUCCAGAGAAUCCUGCAAGCAGUGGACAAAGCAGGCAGCUGCCAAAUGACGUUCUAAGGGAGCAUUGUGCAACUUUAAACAAGCAUGUUCCCUAACUGAUCAGCAAUGUAACAACAAAACAACGUUAACCAGGACAUCGUUAAGUGAAGAGUUACUGUAAUUGGUUGUAUAUGGGUACAACAAAAUAUUAUGUUUUGAAGCAGGCGAGUGCUGCUUCUGACUUUUCACUUUUAAUUGGCCCUUGUAAUCUUGUGAUGCCGGCGUGUUGUAGCUUCAUUUUUUCCCAGCAACAAAUUCUUGAUUUGUAGGACCAGUAAUAAUCAACAAUGGAUAAAUUCUUAAUAAAGUUACCCAGAGAAAAAGAAGAAAAGGAUAAUUCAUCAAGUGACUGCCUGAGUUCGACACCCAGCUUUCAAACUGAAGUUAUACAAAAGAAAGAUGCGGUAAAUCUACAAGAUAAGAAAAGGAGUUUUCAGCAAUCUUGGCUAUCAAGAUUUACGUGCUUGGAGUACAAUAAUGAAUUAGACAGAGCUUUGUGCUCAGUCUGCAAAAACUGUUCUGAGAAGAAGAUCUUAAUAUUUUCUACGAAGGCCGAACCAACGUUUAUUUUGUCCGGAUUUCAAGAUUGGAGACACAUUGGUUUUACAUCACACAAAAAAUCCUCCUGUCACAAGGAAGUGGUAAUGAAGUAUGCUGCUCUGCAAUCGCAGGUAGGAGAUACACUUCUCAGGUGUGAUUUGCACUUUUCUGAUUGCUGGGGGCAGUGUUACGACGGAGCCAGUAAUGUGUCCUGCAAAUUUACUGGGGUCCAAGCCAGAGUGAAGGCUCAAGAGCCAAGAGCGGAAUUUGUGCACUAUGCUGCACAUUCCCUUAAACUUGUCACGCAGGAUGCCCUGCAUAAUAUUCCAGAAUGUCGUGAUAUGUUUUUGAUGGUGAAAGAUCUCAAUGCCUUCAGGGAGUCAGCAAAGCAUAUGGCAGCAUUCAGAGAGUUUCAGAGUGAAGGGGAGCCUUCUUUAUGAACAUUGUGCCCAACAAGAUGGGCACCAAGGAUCAGUAGCAUUAAAUCACUGCUCCACAACUACGAGGCCACAAUGAACUGCCCAAAUGAAUUUAGUUACUCUUCAGGUGAAUUUGGCUCAAAAUGUAGUGUAUUCUCAAAGCAACUUCAAUCUUUUUCAAUGUACCUUCAAUCAUUUUCAACGUACUAACAGUUCUUGAGAAAGCCAUGGGUUCUCUAGAAGAAGCUAAUGCAAAAAUUCAAAGGCCAAAUGUGUCACUGGCAAGCGUUAUGAAGAAAGUUGGCCUGUUGCGAUAGGUGUUGAGUGGGAUGCGCACCAAGUCGUCAUACAAUCACUUCUGGGAAACAACAGUAGAGAAGGCAAGAAAUCUUUAUUUAGAUGAUCCUACACUCCUGAGAAAAUGCAAGCUGCUGAGAUGGCUUGACCAUGGAAGCCUUCCUUACACCUUCAUAGAAUAGAAUCAUAGACUCAGGGUUGGAAGGGACCUCAGGAGGUCAUCUAGUCCAACCCCCUGCUCAAAGCAGGACCAAUCCCCAAUUUUUGCCCCAGAUCCCUAAACGGCCCCCUCAAGGAUUGAACUCACAACCCUGGGUUUAGCAGGCCAAUGCUCAAACCACUGAGCAAUCUCUCCCCCGUUGCUCCCCCCCGCCCCACCUUCAGUGACCCCAAAGAAUAUUUUCAUCAAAUAUAUGUCGGGAUCAUUGAUGCUUGCAAAGUUGCCAUUGAACAGAGGUUUUCAACAGAAAGCUUUACAUUUGCAGUACAAUUGGAGAAGCAUAUAACUGAUACAGCAAAUGGCUCGAAACAGGACAUUGUCCCAAUAAGUGAAGCUUUCCAUGGUGACAUUAAUGCGGAGAGGCUCUCUCUUCAUUUAGAAAUGUUGAGUGUUAUUUGCAGAUUGAGAAAUUGCCAGCUUAAUUUGGUGAGCAAAGUGAAGCAAUUUCUGAAACAAAAUGAAGGCUUGAGUGACAUGUUGUCAGAAGUUACAAUUCUCCUGAAAUUAUUCUACACAAUUCUGACUACAACCUGCACCGCUGAGCGAUCUUUCAGUUGCCUUCGCAGGAUGAAAAGUUAUUUGUGAAUGACAAUGGGCCAAGAAUGUCUAAAUCACUCUACCUCUUAAUUGGACAUUGCAAGUCUCCUGGAUGACUUCAUUUCAAGAACCGAACAACGAUGAAAAGUGUUUGCUGCUUCCUGAAGAACAUUGCAAAAGAAGGGGCUACAUUUGUUUUAAUUUUAGAAAGUAUUUGCU
Molecule: messenger RNA, 2469 nt
Organism: Caretta caretta (loggerhead turtle)
Lineage: Eukaryota; Metazoa; Chordata; Testudines; Cheloniidae
Source: RefSeq, a predicted model, not a curated record